GUACAUACAUUCCAAUGGUACUUUGAUUGUGGAAAGACAUCAACCUGUCUGUCGUUUCGAACUCGGCUGACAAUCUGACGGGAAGGGGAAAAAAGGAAUUCAUCAAUUGGCCCAAGGAUUUAAUUUGCACCGCGAAAAACUUGGGGUUGGGAGGUGACCUGGGAGCUACACACGACAUACUUCACUGGUUGGUUCAUAAGUGAGACGAGUACCCAAGGCGAGGAAAAAAAAAAAUACAAGAAAUUCAUUUUCUUUUAUAUAUAUAUAACACAAAAAAACAACAACAACAACCAGCCUACUCCAGGCAGCAUCCACAAGAAGAAAACCAUGGCCGGCCCAGUAAGGCACGCCAUCGACGUCAAAGCGCUCGAGGCGUACCUCGGUGCCAACGUGCCCGAGAUCCAGACUCCGCUCGAGGUGAAGCAGUUCGGCUACGGGCAGUCGAACCCGACGUACCAGCUGACGGACCGGACCGGACGCCGGUACGUGAUGCGCAAGAAGCCACCGGGGAAGCUGGUGUCGCGGACGGCGCACCAGGUGGAGCGCGAGCACCGCAUCAUCGCCGCGCUGCACGGCCGCCUGCCCGUGCCCAAGCCCUACUGCCUGUGCGAGGACGCCGCCGUCGUCGGCACGCCCUUUUACGUCAUGGAGUUUCUCGACGGCCGCAUCUUUGAGGACCCGGCCCUCCCCGGCGUCUCGGCCGCCGACAGGCGCGCCAUGUGGGCCGAUGCCGUCCGCACCCUCGCCGCCCUGCACGCCGUCGAGUUUGUCGAGGUCGGCCUGGGGGAUUUCGGCAAGCACGGUGGCUUCUUCGCCAGACAGCUGCGCACCUGGACCAACAUCUGCGCGGCGCAGGCCGCCGUCGAGGACGUCGACACGGGCGUGGCGGUCGGCCACCUGCCGCACUACGAGGACCUGGUGGGUUUCUUUAGCGAUGAGAAGCUGCGGCCGAGGGAUCGCGUGACGUUGGUGCACGGAGACUACAAGAUUGACAAUUUGAUCUUUCACAAGACGGAGCCGAGGGUAAUUGGUGUGCUCGAUUGGGAAAUGUCAACAGUAGGCCACCCACUCUCCGACCUCGCCAACCUCCUCUACCCAUACCAAUCGGCCCAAGGACCAGCAGAAGGGGGAAGUGCCAAGGCGUUGUCAUCGCACGCGGGCUUCCGACCCGGAGCGACGCCGGGCCUCCCGACACGCGAAGAGGCCGCCGAGCUCUACCGCCAGGCGUUCCGGGACUGGUGGCCCACGCCGGCCAGCAUGGAGCCCGAGCUCCGGUGGGCGCAGGCCUUCAACAUGUUCCGCGGCGCCGCCGUCGCCCAGGGCAUCGCCGCCCGCGUCGCCGUCAGGCAGGCCAGCAGCGAGCAGGCCGCCACCUAUGCCGAAGCCAGGGGCGCAAUGGCCGACCUCGCUUGGGACAUGGUUGCGCGUUCCAAGGGGGCCAGGGCCAAGAUUUGA
Messenger RNA from Pyricularia grisea, 1455 nucleotides. RefSeq lists its product as uncharacterized. Lineage: Eukaryota; Fungi; Ascomycota; Sordariomycetes; Magnaporthales; Pyriculariaceae. The record is from RefSeq and is a predicted model, not a curated record. The transcript has 2 exons. Bases 328 to 1455 code for a protein of 375 amino acids.